This is a messenger RNA of Rubroshorea leprosula, 1831 nucleotides long. The record is from the annotation of a GenBank genome assembly. NCBI's taxonomy places the organism in Eukaryota, Viridiplantae, Streptophyta, Magnoliopsida, Malvales, Dipterocarpaceae.
ACGAGGAUGAGAGAGAGAGGUAGAGAGAGAGAGAGAGAGGAGCAGGAGGAGGACAGAGAACACGGGCAACAUGGACAACAUGGAAUCGGAAGGAUGCUUCAUCCAGAGGAGGAAGCCAAUGGAGAGGCCAGGAGUCAAUCAAUCAGAAACAGGGGGAACAAGGGUAUAUGAUAUAUACAGUCUAAACAGGAAAAGCAAGAGCGGGGCAAGGUUUGGGUUUGUCAGAUUUCUCAAUGUGCACGACAAAAGAGAACUGGAGAGACAGCUUGAUCAGAUAUGGAUUGGAGACUGGAAACUAUGGGUCAACUCUCCAAGAUACGAUGAUGUGAAGAAAGAAGAAAAUAAGGAAGGAAAACGGCAAGGAUUAAUUCCAAAGUAUCAGAGCAAGAGCUAUGCAGAAGUACUUAGAGGAAAUGGAGCUGGAAAUGUUGAAGGAGUGAACAAGGGGCAGUACAGAUCAGAGCCGUUGGAAAGAAGGGAGAACAGGAAAAGAGAAGGUUUUGGAAUAGCAGAAAACAGAAAACAAGAUUUCUUGCCAUCAUUCCACAGUGGGUCGGAGGAAAAUGAAUCUUGGUCAUGGGAUACAGACAUGGACAGCAUGGAAAAUGGAUUUAGAAAAAUCGAAGAGCCGGCUGUAGAACACAACUCAGAAGCAGAGGAGGAAGAUGAUGAGGUGGCGGGUGAUAAGGGCAAAAAUGGAAAAAUUCAUCAUUCUCAAGAAGAGGUAGAGGCUGCAGAUAGCUUGGAGAAAUUUCAAAAUUCAAACUCAGGAGCAGGUAGAGUAGGCCGGCUGGAAGAGAUGCAGGGACAUGGGGAUCGAACAGCACCGACAGUGCAUAGGGAACGGGCAAAUUCAGCAGAAAAUUGGGAAAAAGAAGGGGUAGAAUCGGGCCUGGAAAAGCAGGAUAUAAAGAGGACAAGUGAAAGGCCCAUACCACAACAAACAAGGUGUGUGGAGGAGGAAUCAGUUGCCUUGAGCUCGGCCCAGUCGGUGACAAGCCCAAUAGGACCCAACAGAAAUGAAGAUUCUAAAAUUGAAGAAACAGAGCAUGAAAUUACAGAAGAGGAAGACGUUGACCCAUUCUGGAAAGGAUUUGAAAGUGAAGAGGGUCGACUGAAGCAGUGGAUGGGUCGAAGGGCAGAUCUGAACUGGACGGGGAAGAAGAAAAAAAAGAAAAUUCGCUCAUGUAGAUCAAUCUACUCCAUAGAUCCGGUAGAUCCUCUUGUUGGUGUGGAGGAAAAAAGAGGGAAGAAUCGUGGUAAGAAGUGGACAACGAAGAAGGGGAAGAAGGCGACGCUGGCAUUCAGGACAGCUUCUGGUAGUAGAGCAGCUGGGGGUUCAAUUGGUGACACAUAAAUCAGGAAUUGCAACAGACUAGCCGAGAGAUAGAAACAAGAUAAGCAACUUGCAGAUUUAUGGGAUUUUGCGAAAAAGCUAGGGGUAGUGGCUGUGGAUGAACAGGAAAUUCAGAAAAGAAUUGAAGAAAUGGAGAAAAGAGAUGAAGAGGAGAAAGCAAGCAUGUUGCAGAUGGAGGAAGAUAGCACGAAGAAGGUAAAAAAUAAUUUAAAUGAAUUUGUUGUCCUUUAACUACAGAGGGCUUGGAGGGGUUGGGAAGAAAAGAUAGAUUAGAGAAUUAAUUAUGAAAGAAAAAAUAGAAUUUUUGGCUAUUCAGGAGACUAAAUUGGGGAAUGUAGAUAUGAGUUUCUGUAGAAAGUUAUGGGGGACGGAUGAUUGUGACUAGGUAGCGAAGGCGGCCAAUGGAUUGGCAGGAGGAUUGCUCUGUAUAUGGAACUCCAAAGUGUUUAGAAAAAAUGAAGUGAUAGAGGGGGA